CAAUCUUGGAGUUUCACUUCACUUAUGGGCUAAGACAAGUUAAAAGUAUUGCAAUUUUUUGAUCUUAAUAAAGUUUUACCACCAAUACGUGCAAAUGUAAUAAGAAAUUUAUGGAAUGGAUUUUUUGACCUAUAUACUGCCAUACGGGAUCCAAACACUGAUCCUAAAAUAUUUAAAAGAGAUGCAAAAAUGUGGUUAAAAAUUUUUCUUACACCUUCUACUGGAAUACCUAAUAGUGACAAUUUUGUCCAAGGUUUAUAUAGACCAAACGAUGUCACUCCUUACAUGCACGUUCUUGUUUUUCACAUUCACGAAUUUAUUGAAAAACAUAAAAAGUGGGGAUUGAAAUCUUUCUCAUGUGCACCAGUUGAGAAUAAAAACCAUCAACAAGUAACUCAGUUUUUUCGCAAAACUUUAAGAGAUGGAGCGAAUUUUAGCAAAUUUAAAAAAAUUAGAGAAUUUUGGUGUUUAGAAACUAAUGAAAAAAGUGCUAGAGUCCAGGACUUUAGGUAG
Molecule: messenger RNA, 513 nt
Organism: Rhizophagus irregularis DAOM 181602=DAOM 197198
Lineage: Eukaryota; Fungi; Glomeromycota; Glomeromycetes; Glomerales; Glomeraceae
Source: RefSeq, a predicted model, not a curated record